AUGUCGACUUCGCUAACCCAAUCUCGCUCUGAAAUCAUUGAUCGUCUUGCCCCAAAGCUCAUUGUUCCCCGAUGCCCAAAUGGAAACCGCCACUAUCCAAAUCUCUACAAAGGUUCGCCUAGUCAGGCUGAAAUGAUUGGGCGGCGUUCUUAUUAUUGCAAACCAACCAAUGGCCCCCAGUGUGUCGCUACAAAGUCGACUCUCACCCCUGAACUUCCAGACUCCUUGAAGUCAAAAAUCAGGGAGGAGGUACAAGUCCUUAGUCAAGCAGCCACUAUUCAGAAGGGGAAGGCCAUCAAGACCAAUGUCGUGAACUCUGUAGAGUCAGGAACCUCCACCAAAAGGAAGACCACCCGAAGAUCUGAACUCGGAAUGUCCGAUGGGUCCUUUCCCACAGUGAUGAAGUUUAUGCCUGAUACAAUUCCAAUCUAUGUUUAUGCUCUUAGGAAUGAAGAACCGUUUUGCCAUCAAGGGCAGGUCGACUAUGGAGCAUAUUCUUUUCUUUCAGAUGACGCUCUCUGUGACAUCACGCGCUUCCCGGUCACUUCAUGCAGCAUAUACGAUUCUUACAAGGCGGACUUCAUUCCAAUUUCGACAUUCAGCUCCCAGCGCAUCGAAGACCACAACUACCUCAUAGUCCGCUUCACAUCUUACACCGACGACGAGUGCCCUGGAGUUUAUGAACUCAUUCGUGGGAUCAGAGGUGCCGAGGAUAGUGGGUCUGUCUCUGGACCAACCAAGGUAUCUAACAAGCGGCAAUUUGAGGACAAGUCAGAUGUGGGCCCAUCGAAGAGGAAGAAAGGUCUUGAUACAGAGAUUAUUGAUCUUACUCUUGAUUACUAG
Laccaria bicolor S238N-H82 is the source of this 843-nucleotide messenger RNA. RefSeq lists its product as uncharacterized. The coding region runs from base 1 to 843 and encodes 280 amino acids. NCBI's taxonomy places the organism in Eukaryota, Fungi, Basidiomycota, Agaricomycetes, Agaricales, Hydnangiaceae. The record is from RefSeq and is a predicted model, not a curated record. The transcript has 4 exons.